AUGCAACCGUCCUUUGUCAUCCUCGCCGCCGGCGCCGGUGCCGCUCUCGCAGCCCCCAACCUCGCGCCGCGCCAAAACGCCUGCUUCGUCGUCGGCAACUCGGUCCUCCCGCAGGAGGUCUCGGACGCGGUCACCAACCUCGAGGCCAAGGUGACCUGCGACGCCUCCAAGAAGACCAUCUCGGGCGUCCCGGACGUCGACGCCGGCGGCGUCAAGUUCUCGUCCAUCAACUUCGCCGACUCGUCCCAGACGCCGCUCGCCUUCGCCCUCGACAAGUUCGCCACGAAGGAGCCCCUCGCGGACAACGACCUCGCCACGUUCCAGGGCGAGCUCGACGCCUACGUCGCCACCGAGGCCGGGAUCCGCUCCGUCGGCGGCAACCUCGCCAUCAAGGUGCCCAAGUUCUUCCUCGCCAUGCAGGUCUCGCGCAUCCAGACGGCCCAGGGGAACCCGCCCGCCGCCGCGGGCCAGCAGGUCGACCACCUGCGCGACAAGGUCAUCAAGAACGCGGGCAAGGAGGACAAGGCCCUGCUGGACCAGGUGACCGCGUUGGCCGCCAAGACCACCUGA
Colletotrichum higginsianum IMI 349063 is the source of this 570-nucleotide messenger RNA. RefSeq lists its product as uncharacterized. The transcript has 2 exons. The record is from RefSeq and is a predicted model, not a curated record. NCBI's taxonomy places the organism in Eukaryota, Fungi, Ascomycota, Sordariomycetes, Glomerellales, Glomerellaceae. The coding region runs from base 1 to 570 and encodes 189 amino acids.